AUGUCAAAACCAAAUGAACAAGUUAUUGAAGAGUUCAACAAAAUUGUUAAUAUCACUGUAGAAGAAUUAGAAUCAUUCCUUAAUACGGAAGAAUCUAAAAACGCUGGAUGGGGCGAAGGAGAUGAAUCCGUUGGUCACAACUCUGGACGUCAUAUCGUGGAUAUACUCACCAAGAACCCAGAGAAAAAGCCUGAGAGCUACGAUGAGGGAAUGUUGGAGCACAUGAGAAAGGUAGUCGCUUACUGUAACCGCCAUAUUGCAGGAGAAAUGCCUUCUUUAGAGUCAAAGAGUUUAGACGAAAUUAAGCACUCAAAAUCGUAUCUCAGCUUGAAGAACUGGGGCCAUGAUGUCCUCAAGUACCUCCAAAAAGAGGAUAAACCUGCUGAAGAAGACAAGGAGAAGCCAGCAGAUGAUGAGAAGAGGGAGGAUGGUACAGCAGAAGGAGAGAAGCAAGCCGAAAAGCAGGAAGAUGCUCCUGCUUCUGCUGAAGAAGAAAAGAAGCAAGAAGAUGCGCCUGCAGCUGAAGACAAGCAAGAGAACGGUCAUGAGGAACCUGCCCAGGAAGAGAAAGAAGAACAACCAGCUGACGAGGCAGAAGACAAGUCAGACGAUAAAGCAGAUGAUACUGAACAAUUGGCUGCUGAAGAGGCUGCUGACGUACCGGAUGCUGCACAAGCAGGUGAUGACGCUCCUGCAGAUGAGGAAUUGGAAGAUAACGCUGAAAAGCGCGGAGCGGAUGCUUCGGAGCAAGAGUCACCACAAAAAGCACAGAAGACUGACAAGUCUGAGUCAGCACCAACAAGAAGGUCAGCAAGAGCAGCUAAGCAAGUUAAAUCGUAUAACGAAGACGAGGAGGAUGAUGAGUAA
Messenger RNA from Wallemia ichthyophaga EXF-994, 867 nucleotides. RefSeq lists its product as uncharacterized. The record is from RefSeq and is a predicted model, not a curated record. The coding region runs from base 1 to 867 and encodes 288 amino acids. NCBI's taxonomy places the organism in Eukaryota, Fungi, Basidiomycota, Wallemiomycetes, Wallemiales, Wallemiaceae. The transcript is spliced from 2 exons.